Neoarius graeffei (lesser salmon catfish) is the source of this 2308-nucleotide messenger RNA. RefSeq lists its product as uncharacterized. The record is from RefSeq and is a predicted model, not a curated record. The transcript has 3 exons. NCBI's taxonomy places the organism in Eukaryota, Metazoa, Chordata, Actinopteri, Siluriformes, Ariidae. Bases 468 to 1289 code for a protein of 273 amino acids.
AACAGACCAUUGUGACCUUUGACCGGCGGAAGUAAACAGAACCAUUUCAACACAUCUCAAGGAUACGUUUAUUUUUAUUUGCACUAUUUACCUUAUUACCUCCCGUGACCACUUUUAAAGGAGAAUAUAGUUUAGCGGACUAUUAAAAAAAAUGAUCGACUCAGGAUGUAAAAUGAAACGCGACUGUUGAGAUAAACAAACCGCAUGCUUAGUGUGACCUCUGACCGGCGGAAGUAAACAGAACCAUUUAAACGCAUGAAGUGGUAUGCGUCUCGAGCAUAUGUUCAUUUUUAUUUGUAGUAUUUACCUUGUUUUUUACCGAACGGAGCCAUCUUUUUAGGAAGAAUAUAAGUAGCUGAGCGGGCUGUUUUUAAAAGUUGUCGACUCCGGAUUUAAAGUGAAUCUCGACUGUAGAGAUUAUAAACCAAGAGCGCGCUCAUCCCUUUCACUGCUCUGAGAUUAUUACAAUGAGUUUUUCACAGAACAGGGACACGGCUUUCCUGAAGCCAGAUGAAGCCUCUGCUGUGGAGGCGGCGGUCAGGGCGGCGGUCAGGUCCAUCCUGAAGGUUUUCUGUGAGCUCAAUGAGAAGAGAUCGCACUGCUAUGAGGUGAAGUUAGCCGAGGCGGAAAGAGAAAACGCAGAGCUCAAGUUUCAGUUAAAAACCGCCGAGCAGGAGCUUCAAACUUUACGACAGAUCUCUUCUAAUUACAAAAUCUCAGCUGAGGUCACCUUCAGUACAGAUGUUAGCGAAGGGAGAGGAGGCGAGGAGGAGGAAGAAGAAGGGGCAUCUUUUCAGAGCGAUGGCAGCCUGGUGAUAAAGGAAGAGCCUUCUUUCGAGAGCACGUUGUGUUUAAAGAGUGAAAUGGCAGAUGAGACAUUUGCAGCAGAGUGUGAUUAUCCUCUGUUGGACAAUGUCCAGCUGUGUCAACAGACUCCAGAUGCAGAGAUGUGGAGCAUGCAAAAUCUACAGACAUUCACUUCAGCAAGAUCCAACCUGAACCAGACCAAAGAGAAGUGGAUUUCUGCUGAUGUUCUUACGGGAAGAUUGAAAAGCAGAGAGUGUGUGAGAAGAUACAGAGAAAGGAUCCGUGCUGAUCCAGAAAAGUACCUCGCCUGGAAGGAGAAGGAACGCUUGAGGUAUCAUCAGAGGAAAAAGACCAUUAACGAUCUGUCUGAGCCCAUGAAGAAGCUGAAGAGGAAGGCUUGGAGAGAGGCGAAGAAGCGGCAUCGUGCUAGAAAGCAGGUUCAAGCCACUGCGACGUACAUGAUCCAGACAACCGACUCAUGAAGAGUACACUGUCUGUACACUGUGGGCAGAAACUUUCUGCACUUGUGUACAUCAGUCAACAUUUCCACUGUGAUUAAGUUUAAGUUGUGCAAUGACAGGAAAGCGUCACAGAGAUGGAUGCUAUCCCGGUGUUAAAUGAAGAGCCUCUUUCCAAGAGCAUGUUCUGAAAUGACGGGCAAGAAAUUUCUGGAAAAUAUGGAAAGUUGCCAGAUGUGAAUCCAGUCACAUGACACGUCGAUAAUCAAUCAUGUGGUGUUUUGUGAUGAUGUCAUGACCAGGAGAUCAGCAGGCAGUACAGAGUGCUGAUCUGGACAUCUUCUCACCUGCAACGAGAGAGAACACUCAAGGUAUUCUGUUUCUGCAUGACUUCAUUGUUCACUCACUCGCUUUUAGGAAAUGCUCAAUCCUGAUUGGAGGAUGUCCUGCUCUUGGUCGCUUUAUCCUGGUCACAGUGAAUCCAGAAUCUAUUUCGGGAACGCUGACUAUGAGGGAGGAUGGAAUGCCCCCCCCCCACACACACACGGACAUUCACACCUGGGUGGAGUUUAUUUGGGCCAGUUCACCUAACAAGGUAGGAGGAACCUAGAGGAACCCCAGGCUGAGAUCAUGUGACUUCACUGUCGUAAUCUCAUGAAAAUAGUCAUUCAAACCAAUGAAGAACUCGUUGCUCACAAAAUCGUUGCAUCAUUAGUUUCCUCACUCAGUAAUCACCAACGAGAAGAACCCAAGGUCUUAAAAUCAGUGUGUAAUCUUUUAUCGAAGGAUGAUGGCAUAUACAAAGUCCUACUCAUGAAACGAUAUAACAUCACCCAUAUUGCCUAAACUGACAGCCAUCUUUAAUAGCACUGUAUUGGCAUGAAUUUUUAUUUUUUAAUUUUUUUUACAUUUUCUCAUGGGAUGUGUGUUUUGAGAACCUGCUACCCUCCAGGUCUCUUCGCAGGAGAAAAAGAAUCCAGGAUCUCCCCGAGCCCAUGCAGACGCUGCAGAGGAAAGCCUGGAGAGAAGCUACGAGGCGGCAC